AUGCCAGUGCGUGUACUCUGUCUUCACGGGCAAGGAGUGAACUCAGCCGUCUUCCAGAAGCAGACACAGAGCCUACGCGAGAUGCUGCCUGCAGAUUACGAUUUCCGUUUCUUCGACGGCAAAUACGAAUGCGAACCGGCUGAGGAAGUGCGCGAUUACUACCAGCCCCCGUAUCUUACUUGGUACAACACUCCGACCGUGGAGAAAGUCAAGGACGCGCAUGAGCAAAUCCGACAGAUCAUCGAGAGCCACGGCCCCUUUGAUGCAGUCAUGGGCUUCAGCCAGGGCGCUGCUGUAGCAGCCUCUCUACUGUUGCAUGAGGAGCUAGAAUCCAAGCCACUCUCCUUCAAAGCCGCAAUCUUCAUCGGCUCGCCCAUACCAUUUGCCAAAACUACGCAAGUGGGCAUUGAUGCGCGCUCUUACUUUGGCGUCCCCAACACGCUUCCAAAUGCGCACGCUCGCCCGAGCCGCAUACCACCCCACUUGCUGACGGACCCUGCGUAUUUGCGCAAUCCCGCGCAGCUGGAGCGGGUUUCGUGCGAUAACGUGCAAUAUCAGAUGUUUCACCCCACGGCUGACGAGGUGCGCAUCGCGUUGCCGACGGGACAUGUCAUGGGUAUGCAGGAUAAAUGGUUGUGCCACACGGAUGAGCACGACAAACCAGAAACCACCACCAGUCUCACUCAACAUGGCUCUACCGAGGAUGAUCAAGCAAAGCCUGAACCCGGCUAUCAAAGUGGGCUGCCGUUUUUUCUGGUCGUCUUCGCCUUGCUGUUGAGCAUGUUCUUGAUCGCCCUUGAUAUGACAAUCAUCGCGACUGCAAUCCCAAGUAUCACGGAUGAUUUCCAUUCGGCCCCAGAUGUCGGCUGGUACGCUGCUGCGUUCUUCAUCACAUUGGCCAUAUUCCAAUCAGCAUGGGGUAAAGCAUACAAGCACUUCAAUAUUAAGAUUACCUUCGUGGUAGCAGUCUUCCUGUUCGAGGUUGGCAGCUUGAUCUGCGGCGUUUCGCAAAACAGUCUUACGUUCAUCGUCGGCCGAGCCAUCGCUGGACUUGGUGGAGCUGGCGUUACUGGUGGCGUGUAUACCGCCAUGGCCUACAUUGUGCAGCCUGCGCAAGUUCCAACAUACAUUGGCCUCAUCGGCGCCGUGUUUAGUGUCGCCAGCGUUGCUGGCCCCCCACUUGGCGGUGCGCUCACUGGCGAGGUGAGCUGGCGAUGGGUAUUCUACAUCAAUCUGCCAAUAGGCGGCUUCGCCCUGUUGAUCAUCUUCAUCUACUUCCACUUGCCUGCCACAGUCAAGCCAGUACCUAUCGGCCGAAAAGAACUCAUCUUGGUCAUGGAUAUCCCCGGUAUCGUCCUCGGCAUGGGUGCGCUUGUCAGCUUCACGCUUGCUAUGCAAUGGGGUGGUACCCUGAAGCCUUGGUCUUCUCCAGAUGUUAUAGGUACCCUCGUAGGCAGUGCUAUCAUGACUGCCCUCUUUGCCGUCCUGCAGUGGCGAGCGGGCGAGAACGCCUCCCUCGUUACCCGGAUAAUGACGCAGCGAACAGUCGCAGCACUGUCGGCAUUCAUCUUCUUUCUGAACUCGACCAACUUCCUCCUGGUAUACAAUCUCCCACAAUACUUUCAGGUUAUCAACGACCUCUCUGCCACAGAAAGUGGUAUCAGAAACCUUGCACUCAUUCUCUCAACUUCAGCUUUCGUCCUCGCAAGUGGCUUCAUCCUCGGCCGGGUCGGCUACUACCACAUCUUCCUCAUCAGUGGUUCUGCUCUACUCACAGUCGGGGCCGGCCUCGUAUACACGCUCGACCUUGACUCCACAGUCGCGGAAGUAGUGGGGUUCCAGAUUCUGGUUGGUAUGGGUAUCGGCUUAGCCAUCCAGGCUCCCGUCAUUGUCGCACAGGCCUUCUCGGCCCCUGAAGAUAUACCAGUAGUCACGUCGAUAGUCAUGUUCUUCCAGCUAGUGGCGGGAGCGAUAUGUGUAUCGGCCUCGCAGACACUUCUCAACAACCGACUGAUCUCAGCACUGGCGGACCUCGCGCCCAACAUUUCAUCCGAGCAAGUCUUCGCGGUCGGUGCGACGGAGAUUCGUGAUGCCUUUCAGGGAGCCGAUCUCGUCGCUGUGCUCAAGUCCUACAUGGUCGGUCUUAAAGAUUCUUGGCUCUUUGCGACUGUUUUGGCUGCGAUCACGUUUCUCCUGGCUUUUUCGGGAGAAUGGAAGAGUGUGAAGGGCGCAAAGCCUGCGGCUGUUGCAUGA
Alternaria incomplexa is the source of this 2253-nucleotide messenger RNA. RefSeq lists its product as uncharacterized. Gene Ontology annotation, biological process: transmembrane transport. Bases 1 to 2253 code for a protein of 750 amino acids. Gene Ontology annotation, molecular function: transmembrane transporter activity. NCBI's taxonomy places the organism in Eukaryota, Fungi, Ascomycota, Dothideomycetes, Pleosporales, Pleosporaceae. The record is from RefSeq and is a predicted model, not a curated record. The transcript has 8 exons.